UUGCCCAGUGCCUGAAUAUUGAAACUUAGUUAAAGCAAUAAUAAGAAAGAAAAAGUCGAUAAUUCAUAUUUAAGCGCCGCACUUUCUUCCUUGCUCAUUUUUUCUGUUCUUCCCCCAAACCCUGAAAGAGAUAAACAAUUAACUCCCAUCAAUCUAGGGUUUCUCUUCUAAUUUGGGAGAAGCAUUUUCGUUCUGAGUUGUUGAAAGUUGAAACCCUUCGUCAAAACCAACCUACUGUCUGUUCGCGGCUCUCUACUUCUAUUAAGCUGGCUUCCUGUGAAAGUGAAGAAAUGCGUGCAAGUGAAAACAGAAAACCCAUUACCAUAUCCUCCCCUUUCUCUCUCCUUCCCUAAUUCCUUUCUUCCCCAUUUUCAAAUUGAAUCUUAGAGCCUCAAUCCUUCCACAUUCUCAAUAGCCCUGAUUCCUUUUUUUUUUUGCCGGCAGCCCGCGCCACCGCCAGUCCGCCACCGCACCUAGGUUUCGUUUGCUGGCAGCCGGUUGUGGUCAGUGGUCUGUGUACUCUGCGGACUGUGGUCUGUGUACACUGCCGUCCAGGCGUCCACCAUUCUUGGCCUCUUGGAUAUUAAAUUUGCAAGACUAUGAAGAGAUUAAAAGAAAUUAGUAUUGCUAGUUUAUUUUACCAAACGCGAGAGCAAAAAGUGAGAAUAAUUCUAAUCCAAGUUCCCUUCCAACCCAACAAAGUACAGUACAAUCGAAUAAUAUUCCUUCUUCAUCGACUAAUCCACCUCAAAAUGAAGAGCAUGAAACUGAAACAACUUCCCCUAUGAAUUUAGAGAGAUUAAAUGAAGUUGAUGUUAUGAAUCUUCCACAAGACCCUGGUAAAAAGAAAAAGAUUGUCUGAAUUCCAUGUCAAUGAUCAAGACAUUAUUGUUAGGAAAGAAAAAGAUUGCCUAAAUUCCAUGUCAAUGAUCAAGACAUUAUUAGGAGAGAAUAUCAAAAUAUGAGAACUCGAAGAGAACAAUUGUAGUUUUAUAUUUUGUUAUCUUGUAUUUCACUAUGUUAGAAUUUUAAUCUCAUUGUAAUUUGUAACUUGUAAUUUGGAGCAAUGAAAUGUUUUUGGGAUGCUCAUUUUAUAAACAAAAGUGUCGGCCGUAAUUUAUUUCAACACGUUGGUGAAUCAUGAAUGGUGCUACCCAUGCUUUUGAUUCCUGGAUCCGCCUAUGGCAAAGACUAUCAUUUGUUUUAGUGGUCAUCAUGAAUUUCAUUGCAAAACUAUUUAUGUUAGCUUGUUAUUGUUCAUAAGCAAGGAAAAUUUCGGGAUUGUCAUUUUAUCUUUACACAAUUGUCGGUCACUGGUAGAUGAAUCAUCUUGUUACUAUAAGGUGAAAUUUUUUUAUCAUAUGUUAUUUGUUAUAUAAUAGUUAAUCAACCCUGUCUGUAACACCCUGAGAUUUUAAUGACGUAAUUAUUUAAUAUUUUAAUAGUCUUUAAAGAUUUUACAAUUAUAUUUAAUUAUUUUUGAAUUGGUUUAAUAAAAUUCUUUCACAUACGGAUUUAAACGUUAACUUAUAUAUAUUAAAAAUACAAUUACGAUUUCUAAAUAAAGAGGUUCGAAUCAAAAUAAUUAUUUUAUUAAAAUGUGUGAGCCCACGAAGGUGAAUCUCUUAAUUGGGUCUCGCAAGAAAAACAAAUCGAGAUAAAAAUAAAUAAAUAAAUAAUAAUAAUAAUAAUAAUAAUAGUAAUGACAAGUAUAAAAACCCACGAAACCCUAAAUGCUUCAAACCAGCCGUCAUUCACCUUCCGUUAUUCCCCUUCUCUCUUUCUCCCACUCCCUCCUCCCCCACUGUGAGCAAGAGCAGCCGGCAGCCACCCUACAAGCAGCCACCAGCACAGCUGCGCCUCUUUUCCUCCUCCACAAGUAGCAGGCGCAGCAACCAACUUUGCUCCACCACCUAGCAGCAGCAGCCGCUGCUUUGUGCACCCCCAAACAGCAGCUGUGAGCAGCCGGCACCCUCACCACCAUCAGCUGCCGCCCACGUGACCAACAGCCACCAGCAGCAGGGGCUGCAAUCUUCCCCGCCAGCAAGCAGUCGGUUCUGGACCUCCUUCCAGCCGGUUCUGAGCUCUUCCACCAUCUCCACAAGCUUCAUUCUCCUCUUCACUUUCCUUACUAGUCUUAGCUUGGUGCCCACUUCAUAAGAGGAAAGUAGAACCUUAGUUGGGUGAUUUUUGUAACUUUUGGUCGUGCAGUGACGCUUGCAGAUUAUAUAUUAAACAAAGAGAGUUGUUUUGAAAUUGCUUAAAGCAUCCAAGAUGUCAUCUAUAAGGAAUGCAAUCCCUAAAAGGACGUAUAAGGAGCGAUCUCAACCGGCUUCAAGGAAAAAGUUUGGGUUCCUUGAAAAGCACAAGGAUUAUGUUAUUCGUGCUAGGGAAUACCACAAAAAGGAGGAGACAUUACGGAUACUCAAAGAGAAGGCUGCUAAUAGGAACCCUGAUGAAUUCUAUUUUGGCAUGAUCAGAACCAAAACAAUUAAUGGAGUACAUAGACCUGAGAGCGAGGCAAACAAAUAUACACCAGAAGAACUUUCAUUGAUGAAGACACAAGACAUUGGAUAUGUGCUUCAGAAACUACAAAUUGAAAAGAAGAAAGUUGAAAAGCUUAAAGCUACGCUACACAAUUUAGAUAAUCAGCCAUCAAACAGACACAUUUACUUUGCAGAAGACAGGGAAGAGGCGAAUGAAUUACAAUCGAAGUUCUCACGGAACAAAGAGCUCAACACAUUAGGACCUAUACCUAAGGGGAUCAAGAGAAAGAUGAAUGCUUCCUACAAGGAGCUCGAGGCUAGAAUGAAAAGAGUUGAAGAUUUGGAGAGAGUCCAUGCAGAGAUGACCUUGAAGAAAGAGCUACAGAAGAAGGGUAGGAAACACAAGUUACGGGAAGAUGAGAUUGUUUGCCCCACAUCAAAGCCAGUAUACAAGUGGCGAGCAGAACGUAAGCGAUGAAUAGACUGUGAUCAACUGUGUUAGGACAGAGAACAUUCUGAAUGCAUGUAAUGUAACACUAUCUUCACUUAUUGAAUCGACGGGAAAGUGAGGCAAAUUCCUUAGUGAAUUUAUCUUACUCAUUUUCGCGAGAUGUAUUCUAGACAAGUUCUGAAUUCUGAUGUAUUCGUGCUUUGACAUUGUACCACAAAUUAAUGCAUACAAGUAUCAAUUGAAUUUUUGAG
Amaranthus tricolor (Joseph's coat) is the source of this 3188-nucleotide messenger RNA. RefSeq names its product probable U3 small nucleolar RNA-associated protein 11. The coding region runs from base 2275 to 2964 and encodes 229 amino acids. Lineage: Eukaryota; Viridiplantae; Streptophyta; Magnoliopsida; Caryophyllales; Amaranthaceae. Gene Ontology annotation, biological process: rRNA processing. The record is from RefSeq and is a predicted model, not a curated record. The transcript has 12 exons. Gene Ontology annotation, cellular component: nucleolus; small-subunit processome.